GGAUUAGACUGUGCUUCUAACGUCUCUUCUACUACACACAAGCCUAGGUGGGUGACAUCCUGCUGAUAUUCCUCUUCUCACUCUCUACUCUCAUCAUGGAAUAGAGUCUGCAUCCUUCCCAGCCUGGGUCUGCUUUACACUUGUCUGUGACAAAACUUCUUCCAAAGUAUUUGUGUUGUGUGCUAGGACUGCCAUACCCCUGAAGUGUCUAUGAAGCAUGACCAGGUAUUAAUGCCUAUAUUCUGGAAUGGCUGAAAACCAACACGAUAUUCUGCAACUACAGUUGGAUGAUGGGUCAUUUAUUGAAGGAGUAAGCAAUCAAGUGAUUGUUGCAGUUGUACUCAGUCUGAGCUUUGUUGCUACACUUAUUUAUUUUCUGCUCCUAAGAAAUGAGCAGAUCAAUAUUCACCCUGAAAACCAAGAAAGGGUGAGAGCCAUAAGGGAGCAGCUACAAAAUGAACAGGAAACGGCAAUCCAUGAGCGGCAACAGUUUUACUCAGACAUGUCUUGUCCAGUCUGUUUACAACAGGCUACGUUUCCAGUGGAAACAAACUGUGGACAUCUCUUCUGUGGUCCAUGUAUCAUUGCAUAUUGGAGGUAUGGAUCCUGGCUUGGUGCUAUUAGCUGUCCCAUUUGCCGUCAAACAGUAACGUUACUAUUUCCGAUGUUUCAAGUCACUGAACAACAAGAUGUGCAAGCGAUAUUUCAGGAAGUUAACAGUUAUAACAGAAGAUUUUCAGGACAGCCUCGUUCUCUUAUGGAAAGGAUUAUGGAUCUGCCGACCUUGUUACGUCAUGCAUUUCGAGAGAUGUUUUCUGUGGGUGGGCUCUUCUGGAUGUUCCGAAUCAGAAUUGUCCUCUGUCUGCUAGGAGCCUUUUUCUAUCUUGUGUCACCACUGGACAUUAUUCCCGAAGCUCUCUUUGGUAUUCUAGGUUUCAUGGAUGAUUUCUUUGUCCUUUUUUUAUUGCUUAUUUAUAUUUCUAUUAUGUAUCGGGAAGUUGUGACCCAAAGACUGCACAGAUGAAAAAAAAAAGUAUGUUUAACGCAGGAGCCUUCAAAUAAUUCUCUAUGCAGGUUAGAAUAUGUGAAUUUUUUGCUUAACUGGAAUUGAGAAUGUGUUUUUCAAGAUGUAAUAAGACAUCGUUAAAGGUUUCUUUGCUUCCUAA
This is a messenger RNA of Nanorana parkeri, 1166 nucleotides long. RefSeq names its product ring finger protein 170 (gene RNF170). NCBI's taxonomy places the organism in Eukaryota, Metazoa, Chordata, Amphibia, Anura, Dicroglossidae. The record is from RefSeq and is a predicted model, not a curated record. Bases 248 to 1024 code for a protein of 258 amino acids. The transcript is spliced from 7 exons. Gene Ontology annotation, molecular function: ubiquitin protein ligase activity.